Symbiodinium pilosum is the source of this 2871-nucleotide messenger RNA. NCBI's taxonomy places the organism in Eukaryota, Dinophyceae, Suessiales, Symbiodiniaceae. The record is from the annotation of a GenBank genome assembly.
AUGAAGGAAACAAAAGGCUGCAGCUCCCCUGCUAUGGAUGAGCUUCUUGCGCUGACCGGUCUCAAAAAGGUGAAGAUGACAGCCAUCAACCUUUACAAGUCAGCCCUUCAGUUCCAGCGCAUGCCCGCAGAUGUCCGGAAGAAGAACCCGCUCAACUUGAAUUACUGUUUCCUGGGCAACCCGGGUACGGGCAAGACGACAGUUGCGCGAUUGUUUGCCUCGGUUCUGCAUGACUCGGGUUUGCGGAGCAAGAGCACCUUCAAAGAGUGCACUGCGCAGAAGCUCAAGGACGAUGGUGUGGACGAGUUUCGAAAGCUAGCUCAAGAAGCUUUGGAUGGGGUCAUCUUCAUCGAUGAAGCUUAUGACCUGGAUCCAGCUGGGGAUAAGUUCAAGGGUGCCCCUGUAGUCAACGAGCUUAUUACUCUCACGGAAAACGAGCGCGCGAGACUCACCUGCAUCCUUGCCGGCUAUGAGGAUGACAUGAACGCCAAGAUUUAUGCCUACAACACUGGCCUGAAGAGCCGCUUCAACGAAGUCAUUUUCGAGGACUUUGACGCCAAAGAGCUGGCUCAGAUUUGGACGCAUAUGCGUUCUCAACGUGGCUGGAGCGAGGAGGAUCCCCGUUUGACCGAUGUGGUUGUUCGCAGAAUGAUGAAGAGUUGCGGAAAGAAGGGCUUUGGCAACGCCAGAGAAGUUAGAAAGUGCCUGGAAGCGGCAGCCGAAAGGGCGAUGGGCCGAGCAGACUUUGAUCCCGAAGCCAUGUUACUACAGUUCGUGGACGUGGUGGGUGAGGAUCCAAGAUCCAACCCAAAGCUUCAGCGAGUUCGUGAUGACAUCGAGCGCAAGACGGGCUGGAAGAAGAUCAAGAAGACCAUUGAUGUCUUGAUUAUGGUGUGUGGCACCAAUUAUCAAAGGGAGCUAGAUGGCGAAAAACCAUUGCCUGUCUUCCUCAACCGCAUGUUUUUGGGCAAUCCAGGCACAGGAAAAACCACAUGUGCGCAGCUUUAUGGGGAGCUCUUGAAGAACUUGGGCUUCUUGAGUUCUGGGGAUGUGGUGUUCAAAACGGCUGGAGAUCUCGGAGGUUCCGUGGUGGGCGAAGCUCAGCAAAAAGUUCUUGGUGUGCUGCAGUCCGCUGCGGGCAAGGUCUUGGUAAUUGACGAGGCCUACAAUCUCAAUGACAGCAUGUACGGCAAGCAGGUGUUGGAUGUUCUUGUGGAGAAAGUUCAGGGAGGAGAGAACGAUGACAUUGCAGUGCUGCUUCUGGGGUAUGAGGAUCAGAUGCUAUCCAUGCUCCGGGAGCAGAACCCUGGACUUGCCCGCAGGUUUCCUCCAGAACAAGCCUUCUACUUUGAGGACUACAGCGAUCAGGAGCUCAUGCAGAUCUUGCGCGUGCACUGCCAGAGCGAAGGUGUCAAGCCGACCAUGGAGUUUCAGGAGAAGGCAAGGAAAAAGUUGGACAUGCUGCGCCGAAGUGAGUCGCACUUUGGCAACGCUGGUGCCGUAAUGAACCUGGUGAAGGCAGCCACACUUGAAGCAUCAUCUCGCGCACAAGGAGAAGGCCAGAUACGGUUGGAGCCAUCGGACAUUGACAUCGGACCAGAAGAUGAUGUUCAACAGGACCCCUUUGCCCCACUUGACAAGCUCUACCGGAUGGAUGGAAUAAGGAAGAAGCUGGAACAGCUGAGCAACGCCUUCGCUGUGGCUCAGGAGGAGGGAGAUGAAGCCCCGGAGCUUGGCCACUUCGUCUUUACUGGCGCCCCCGGUACCGGCAAAACGACAGUGGCUCGAGUGAUGGCGCAGAUUCUCUUUCAUCUGCGGCUCCUGGCAAAGGAUCGUGUACAAGAAACCUCCGGCCUGAACUUGACUGGAGAGUACGUCGGGCAGACGAAAAAGAAAGUGGAGGAACAGCUGGAGGCGGCGAAAGGAGGUGUCCUUUUCAUCGACGAGGCGUACGAGCUCGGGAAAGGCCCUUUUGGCCAGGAAGCUUGUACUGCCAUUGUGGCAGCAAUGACAGAUCCAAAAUAUGCAGGUGUGGUGAUCAUCAUUGCUGGAUACCCCGGUGACAUCAACAAAAUGCUUGACAGCAAUCCUGGCCUUAAGAGCCGCUUUACUCAUUUCUUUGAGUUCCCAGAUUGGACAGCUGGGGAUUGUGUGGAUUUGAUCCAAAAGCGCGCUGCGCAGGGCAGCUAUGGCCUGACCGCAGCUGCUGCCACAGUGCUGGAGGAGGGCUUCCAGCAUCUGCGCAAGCUGGAUGGCUGGGGCAAUGCGAGGGAUGUGGACAAGGUGUGGAAGGCCUCGCUCCAGCAGCGAGCAGAUCGUGUGGUGGAGAAGUCGGAAGGCGCCGAAAAGACACUACAAGCUAGCGACGUGCAACCUGCAAUUGGGAACCUUCUGGCGGCUAGACGCCCCAAAGCAGCGCCCAGCAUGCCGAUGUUUUCUUGGGAUGAUCUGUCAUGUCAGAUGCCUGAUUCUCGAACCAAGGAGCAGCCAACAGAAAGUCUGAAGUUAGGCGAGGCAGAGGCGACGCCGGCUCCUGCUGAAGCAGCACCUGAUCCCAUGGAUAUGGAGCAGAGGGAUCCAGGAGUAAGCGAUGAAGACUGGCAGGAGCUCCAGCAAGCCAAGGAAGCCUUUGCCCAAGAGGAGGCGCGUGUGGCCCGGGAGCUUCAGGAGCUGGAGGAGCGGUUGAAAGAGGAAGCCGCGCGACGCGAGCAGGAGAGAUGCAUUCCACGUUCCACGGGCACUUCAUUUGCUUCGUACACUAGAGACGGCAGUUGCGCGAACAUGAAGUCCCUGCUCGACUUUCUGCGUUUGUUGUUGUGCCUAAGUCUCCAGACCGCCUGGAAGCCAGGAAUGACCCUUCCAGGCCUGUGA